AGUCAUUAUAUGCGCUUUGAUUCUGACGUCAAAUAUCCUCAACCCUAUGUGUCUCUUUCAUUAUAACCAUUAUGACAUUCUAUACCCCCCAUGUUCCUCAAUAUCGCUUUUCUGCUGAUGCCAGUUCCAACAUUGCACACACCACCUCCAUUGCAUUUGGGUCACACUCGGCUUGCAUCAAUUGCAUGGCCUUGAAUAUUCUCCUGGAUUAUUGGAUCCAAAUGACAGCUUAGAGCAUCAGGACGACUCUUCCUCUUUUUCAGGUGCGUCACUUUGAAUAUACAGGGCAAAUGUUCAAACUUGGCUGCACUGAUUCACAAUAUUAGGGGUGGAUAUAUGCAACGCGGGAACACUCGCAUUGUCGCAUUACAGAAUCGUGCCAAAACUGCAUUUUCAAAAUCGAUUAUCCUAGAAAACGACUAUCCCGAUGUGCUAUUCUGGACACGUGCGGACUGGGAUAAAUGGCAGACGACAUCACAAGGGCUCAAAACAGAAGGGAAAGCGCGGACCUGCAGCUUCCUAGAAGACGAGAAUGGUGAGCCAAUUACAGAAGAAUCACUUGACACCAUCCGCAAAACUAUUCGUGGCCUCUGGUUUGAAACGCUGUUCCACAGCAUCAUGGAAGAGAAGCACCCUCUUUUUAGAUUCGCAAUGGACGGCUGGAAGUUGGACUUAUUUCAGUCAAAGAAAGUCAAAGAAGAAGACAACGACAUCAACUACCGUCGCGGUACAAAGCGAACUUGCAGCCCUGAUUUUGAGGGCGGCAGUGCUUUGAAGCGCGUGAAAGUAGCUGAGUCUGUGAACCUUUUGACCACAGUCAAAGGCACAUCCGCUCUCAUUGUCAAAGCCAACACUCGAAGACACACCACCAGCGCUGCUAGUAGCGUUGCGAGUCUGGCACCUGUAGUGUCUCCAAUACCACCCCCCGAUGCGAGUCUGGCACCUGUAGUUCUGCCAUCUGUAGUGACUCCAAUACCACCCCCGUCACCCACAGCCGAGAAAGAAAACCAACCACCGACUCAUGGCUGCAUUGUUUUGACGAAUCCCCUACCCACGGUCCCCACAAACAUUCCUCUCGCGCCUGGUAACCCUGCUGCACUCCCUCAGGUGAACGAUGCUCCUGCCACUGGGACUACUUCAUCUUCGAAGAAGCCUGCAAAAAUGCGGCCAGGUCCAACGAAGAAAGGGCGUAAGCAUGUUACACCUGGUUCCACCAACGAAUUCAAUGCCUAUUAUUCUACAUUGAAUGAGGCGCAGAUCCAGGUAUUAUGACACUGAUUCACUACUAUAUCCUUUCAUGGAUUCUACUAACACUUUUGUCCGCAGUCUUAUGAUAGGGAGGCUGGAGAACUGGAAAAGGCAGGGCGCUGGACGAAGAACAGUGAUGUCGUCGACGGUCUCAUGUAUUAGCUUGCCUGGUAUCGCCUGCUGGUUGCCUCCCGAUUGCUUGUGCUUGCUCAUCUCCCUCGCCUGCCCACAUCAUUCCUGUUCUUUCGCUGUCGCCUGCUGGUUGCCUCCCAAUUGCUUGUGCUUGCUCCGGUUCCGCAUUAUCAUUAUUGUCCUAUAUGGCCCUAUCGUGUGUUUUAUGAUCGUGGACUGAAGCAUUUGUACUAGUAGAUUAUAGCACAAUUGAC
Suillus subalutaceus is the source of this 1634-nucleotide messenger RNA. RefSeq lists its product as uncharacterized. The transcript has 12 exons. The coding region runs from base 337 to 1272 and encodes 311 amino acids. NCBI's taxonomy places the organism in Eukaryota, Fungi, Basidiomycota, Agaricomycetes, Boletales, Suillaceae. The record is from RefSeq and is a predicted model, not a curated record.